Triplophysa rosa is the source of this 1827-nucleotide messenger RNA. Its product is annotated as prolyl 4-hydroxylase subunit alpha-2. Gene Ontology annotation, molecular function: L-ascorbic acid binding; protein binding; procollagen-proline 4-dioxygenase activity. The coding region runs from base 90 to 1583 and encodes 497 amino acids. Gene Ontology annotation, biological process: peptidyl-proline hydroxylation to 4-hydroxy-L-proline. NCBI's taxonomy places the organism in Eukaryota, Metazoa, Chordata, Actinopteri, Cypriniformes, Nemacheilidae. The transcript has 14 exons. The record is from RefSeq and is a predicted model, not a curated record. Gene Ontology annotation, cellular component: endoplasmic reticulum.
GUUUCUGUGGAUCGUUGAGGUUCAGUGACUCGGUUUAUCUGCUUGGACCGCUUGUGUUUCUUCCGUUUGCACUGGAGCUGAAGGCUGUAAUGGAGGUGAAGUGGAUGAUGUUGCUGCUGUCAACACACUGGUGUUACUCGACUGAGUUUUAUUCUUCAACAGAUCAUAUGACUCAACUGAUUGACAUCCAAAGAGAGUUUGCUCAAUGUCUCAGUGAAUAUACAGAAGCACUGCAGAGACUGACGGACAUUCUCAAGAGGGCUGUUAAUGCGCUAGAGUGUACAUCUGAAGACACAGAGACAUUCAUCAGCAAUCCUCUAGCAGCGUAUCGGCUUGUGAGAAAACUGAAUAAAGUCUGGACAAUCACAAGAGAAGUUCUAGAAGAAGAAAACGUACAAGACAGUUUGAAGAAAGUGCGUUCGGCGGCUCAGAUGUUACCCGGUCCUGAUGACGUUGAAGGUUUAGUGAUGGCUCUGCUCAGACUGCAGGACAUCUACAGAUUACAUCCCACAAACAUCUCUGGGUUUUCCGAAGUAAAGCACAACAUAACACUGGAUGCAGAUGAAACCUUUGACAUUGCAGUGAUGUCGUAUCAGAACCAGAGGUUGGGUUCGGCUCUUGUGUGGAUGCUGGAGACCCUCAGAAAACUCAACGCCGGUGAGAAAGCCACCGUCAGCAGAGAAGACCUUCUGUACCAUCUCGCGUUAUUCUCCUGUCACCUGUCAGCUGUCAAAGAUCUGAUGAAUGUGAGAGAUCGGCCUGCAUGUUCCGCACACAUGAUAGAGACGAUGAAGACGUGGGAUUGGACAGAAGUCAGCGCUCACUUUGCCACAGCACUGGAACACACGUCACACGAGGAGAACACGUAUGAGAGUCUGUGCACAGGCAGGCGACUUAAGUCGAGGACAGAGAGAGGGCUGGUGUGCAGGUACAGGAGAGGACGGCUGGGGAUUUAUGCUCCGUUCAAAGAGGAGGUGGAGUGGACACAGCCGCUGAUUCUGAGAUAUCAUGACUUCACGUCAGAGCGAGAGAUGAACAUCAUCAAAACACUGGCCAGACCCAAGCUUUCCAGAGCUAAAGUCUCAGAUCCGGUGUCUGGGAAAAAGUUUUCUGCGGAAGUCCGAGUGUCAAAAAGCGCUUGGCUCUCUGAAGAUGACGAUCCUCUCAUCACACGGAUCAAUCAGAGAAUCACUGAUGUUACUGGCUUAGAUCUGGAGACAGCAGAGGAGCUUCAGGUGGCAAACUAUGGGAUUGGAGGCCAGUAUGAGCCGCAUUAUGACUCAAAGCUGGCCAAUGACUCCGAUUUUCAGCUCAGAGGUGGCCGGAUUGCCACUCUUUUAAUCUAUAUGAGCGAUGUGGAUGUGGGAGGGGCGACAGUGUUUCCAAACAUUGGCGCAGCACUUCAGCCGAAGAGAGGUUCUGCAGUGUUUUGGUUUAAUCUGCUGAGAAAUGGAAGUGAAGACGGCAGGACCUUACAUGCCGCGUGUCCUGUGUUUGUCGGCAACAAAUGGGUCGCCAACAAGUGGAUUCGUGCUGGAGGACAGGAGUUCAGGAGAAAGUGCUCGACCGUCCAGUCUGAGUAACAACGGCUUCAGGAGAAACACACACACAGAAUAAUGCCACUGUAAACAAACGUUUAGGCCCAAUUCUAUUUCCUACCCCUUCCCCUUGAAACAAAGUGGCGAGGAGAAGGGUUACAAAUUUUCUGCUAAGAAAUGGGCCACCACUACUACACUGGUACACGUCAUCAUAUACGCCGUUGCUAGCUCCUAACGUUACGUCAGAGGACAUGCGCCGAUGCACCGGGUAUAUGACAUGAACAUAUAU